Molecule: messenger RNA, 1582 nt
Organism: Apaloderma vittatum (bar-tailed trogon)
Lineage: Eukaryota; Metazoa; Chordata; Aves; Trogoniformes; Trogonidae
Product: electrogenic sodium bicarbonate cotransporter 1-like
Exons: 12
Biological process (GO): regulation of intracellular pH; bicarbonate transport; monoatomic anion transport
Cellular component (GO): basolateral plasma membrane; plasma membrane
Molecular function (GO): sodium:bicarbonate symporter activity; solute:inorganic anion antiporter activity; monoatomic anion transmembrane transporter activity
Source: RefSeq, a predicted model, not a curated record
AUGGCCACAGGGCCUGAGAAAGCUGGUGUCACCCUGCAGCAGGAGGAGUGGAGGGAUGCCACCUCUCCACUGCUCUUCAUUCAGCUCAACCAGCUCCUCAGCACCCCGGCGGGACCGGAGUGGAGAGAGACAGCCAGAUGGAUCAAGUUCGAGGAGAAGAUGGAGGAUGGUGGGGAGCGCUGGAGUGCACCCCAUGUCCCAGCUCUCCCCCUGAACAGCCUCUUCCAGCUGAGGAUGUGCCUGCAGAAGGGAACAACACUCUUGGAUCUGGAUGCCUCCAGCUUCAAGGAAAUAAUCGACAAGGUGCUUUCUGUGCAGUCUGAGGAAGCAGAGCUGCAGCCCGAGACGCGGGAGCGCCUGGCAGCCCUCUUGCUCUCCCAGCCACGGCACCAUCCCACCAAAUCCCUGCUGCAGCUCCUCGCCGAGCUCAGCCUCUCACCCUGCCGAGGGAAGGACAAAAGCUGCUCUGAGCCCAGAGCUCAAGUCUCCAAGACACCUCUUAAGGAGCAGCUGAGAAACCGAUUUCAGAAGAAGGUCCCACCUGGGGCCGAAGCAGCCCACAUUGCCACUGGUGAAGUUGAAUUCCUGGAGAAGCCCUUUGUCGCCUUCAUCCGCCUCAAGCAAGGAGUGGUCCUCGGCUCGCUGGCCGAAGUCGCUCUCCCCAGCAGGUUCCUCUUCAUUCUGCUGGGCCCCCGAGCCAAAGAGAAAGCCUACCACGAGGUUGGCAGCGCCAUGGCCACGCUGCUGACAGAUGAGCUCUUCCAAAGGGUUGCCCGCCAGGCUGAACACCAAGAGGACCUCAUUGGAGGGAGUCAGCAGUCCCAUGGCAAUGGGGAUAUGGCAGCAGCUGCGGACAAAGCCGGGCUGGGGCACCCGCGCUCUGGCGAGGAGCUGGAGAGAACGGGCAGGCUUUUCGGUGGGCUGCUGCGAGACAUCCAAAGGAAGGCACGGUGGUACGGCAGCGACUUCUCCGAUGCCUUGCACCCCCAGUGUCUCUCGGCAGUGCUCUACAUCUACCUGGCGACGGUCACCAAUGCCAUCACCUUCGGGGGCAUGCUGGGGGAUGCAACGGCCAACAUGCAGGGCGUACUGGAGAGCUUCCUGGGUACAGCCUUUGCUGGUUCCAUCUUCUGCCUCUUUUCCGGCCAGCCCUUGACCAUCCUGAGCAGCACUGGCCCCAUGCUGGUCUUCGAGCGCCUCCUCUUCUCCUUCAGCCAGGACCACAACCUGGACUACCUGGAGUUUCGCCUCUGGAUUGGGCUCUGGGUGGCCUUUUUUGGCGUGGUCUUGGUGGCCACAGAGGCCAGCCACCUGGUGCGGUACUUCACCCGCUUCACCGAGGAAGGCUUCUGUGCCCUCAUCAGCUUGAUAUUCAUCUACGACUCCCUGAAGAAGAUGUUGAACCUGGCGGACACCUUCCCCAUCAACUGGCAGUACCGGCUGGACAAUGUUCCCUCCUACAGCUGCAUCUGCAACUUGUCCAGCCCUGGUCACAGCUCUGCAGGGAACGACACACUGCUCCUCUCACCCCAGGCCCCCUGGCAGGCACAGCCCCACCUCCUGGGGCAGGCGAGGGGCUGUG